CUACCCGCGGACCUCUAAGUGGAUAUAUGUCCAGUUCAUUCUCAUACAUAAUGCUGCCGCCGGGUAAAAUUUUGAUUAGAACACACAUCGUAACAUUUAACCUCGAAAUUGCGAGGAUCGUAAGCCUUCCCCCAAACGACCAUAAACUAUGGAGUUUGUAGAAUCAAUUACCCAAGCUCCGCUAUCACCGUACUUAAGGACUACUAUUAGUUUAGUAUGAUAUCGCGAAAUGGUUAUCUCGUUGCUUCCGACGUAUUCGGCCGCGGCUACGUUGUUCCCAUAGCCAAUUCGUUUGACAACAUCAAAAAGCAGCUUUCUGCUCUUUCUGUAUCUCUCUUUAUGGGAUAUUCUUCUAUUGCAAAACGCCCCCGUGUGGACCUUUCUGCUCCUGAUAUAUCCCUCCCUAUGGGGUUUUCUGUUAGGUCGGUACCGUUCCCUAUAGGCGCCUGCGAGCCUUACAAUGAUGAUGUUAUGGAUUCCGCAUAUUGUUCCAUGGAACCUAGCCAGGCGGUCGUCGCCCGGGGCGGUAAUCAUGAAGAUAAAUUCGAACUGAGACCUGUAGAGAUCUAACAAGAGUCCAAGAAGGAACCGAAUGUUACGGAGACGUGAUAACUAUUACAUGAAAAAAUUUCAUUAGUCCGACAUGUGAGCUACGGCAGCAGGUUAAAGAGGAAAGUUAUAGGGCAUGGUGAUUCAUCAGGCAGGCUUAAGCCAAUUUGGUGCCAUCCCUGUUUCAAUUCUUAACUUUCCAAUUAACUAUACUGUAUAUCAACUCCGUAGCCUUGGACAAAAUAAACUUCCAUAGGAUAAAUUUGCAAAUUUUAGAAUCCUCGAUUCUUUAGUUUCUAAC
Messenger RNA from Sclerotinia trifoliorum, 850 nucleotides. The record is from the annotation of a GenBank genome assembly. Lineage: Eukaryota; Fungi; Ascomycota; Leotiomycetes; Helotiales; Sclerotiniaceae.